GCUGUCCCUGUCUAAAGCAGUCUAGCAGCUAAUGCUGAAGAGUUGCGUAUUCAGUCUCUCUCUUCUCCUGUGUGCCAUCUACAGUCUUACUCUGGAAUAAUAUUACAUGACAGAGUUCAUAACUACAAGAGAAAGGACAGGCCCACAGGACAACUCAUUGCUGCCUACAAGGAUAUGAAGAUGUCUGACUUGCUUAGUUUUAUUCCCCUCUGCCAUUAUGGAUUGUGAAUUUGCUCUCUGAUCACAAGUCCCCUCCCUGCCAUGUGCUGGAGUGGGAGGUGUGUGUAUGUGUUGAAGGGUUGCUGAAGAUUUGUAAUUGCUGUGAGGAGUGAAGACCAUGGAACCGGCUGCACUUCCUUGUUUAGCUUCUUACAGGCCUGGGUGACACAGAACCACUACUACAGCUUCCUCCUCUCUCCUGGGGACAUGCCAGCUGCAACUUCAGCAUCAUGAAGAGACUUUCCCUGCCCCUGCAAAUUACAUAGGAACUUGGAGGAUUAUUAGACUUCUACAAUUUUGUUCUAUAUUCCAGCUUGUUUUCGGAUUACACAAUUUAUAGGUUGCCAACUCUGAUCAUGGGCUGACUGUUUUUUUGUGGAAUGAGGGCACUUUUAAAAUACUCCUUUUACAUUGGAAAGUUGUUUGUUUUCUUUUUUGAAACAAAUUCCUGCAUAUAUGUAGAUUCAAUGAUGUCUACAGACAGUCCUGUACCACAUGAAGUAUUAUGGGACUUCCCUGUGGCUGAAUUUACUAAUUCACGGAUAAUGGUUUAGCUUUUCUUUAAUAUAUUUACAAAACAUAUGUUUCUCAGUCAUUUAUAGGAAGGUCAGUGUACUUUCUUCCAUGAGUAUCAGAGACUGACAGUCUUGAGUAGCACAUAGGUAAUAUAUGUCAUAUAGUAAUUAUUUUAUCUAUAUAUUAUAGGCGGUAGGGGACUUGUAUUUGCACAGACACCUGUUUAUUAUUGCAGGUCGUCCCCCUAUUGCAGAGUGUUAGCACACACAGAUAUUUAAGUUUUGCUACUAUUAAAGGGCACGGUGAGCAGCGACCCAGGGGGCAGAGGAGGCCGGGCACACGGCCUUGGGGACACACACAGAAGGCCCGGCACCCUUGGGUGCAUAGAAGAGGAGACCCGGUGCCCGGGGGCGCACAGAGGAAGGGUGAGGGAGGCAGUGUGGAGGGAUGUUUUCUCCUCUAUGCCCCCCGAUGCCGGGGAGCUCAGCCCUCCCUCAGCCCCCAGCCACGACCCUCUCCACCUCCUCCUCAGCAGCCUCCUCAGUGUCAGGGCACCGUGAGAGGCCGAGGGAUCCCUCGGGGAGAAGGCGGAGGAGAGACCGGCACAGGAAGAAGAAGCGGAGGCCCCAGGAGACUCAGGCGGCGCUAGUCUCAGCCAUGGGCCUGGGGGAGGAAGGAGAGGUCCCGGUUGCACCGCGGGGACCGAGGCGCCGCCGGGACAGGAAGAAGAGGCAGAGAGAGCGGGACAGGCGGGGGCUGAUGAGGAAGGCCGGGGCCCUUACCGCCGCCGCCACUGUGGAGUAUGACGACGUGAGCUCGCUGUCAGAGGGCGCGCUGUCAGGGGGAGAGCCGGGCCCGGUCGCUCAGGGGCCCCCGCUGCUGGAGCUAGGCUUCAUGCCGUCCCCGGCCUCUGAUAGGUGCCCCUCGCCCACUGUGCAGCACCAGCGCCCGCUACCUCUACUACGUCAGCCCGGGGCCUCCGAGGCCAGCGGCAGGAAGAGGCGAGGCGGCAGGAGGCCGGAGUCCGGGCACCGGCGCAAGGUGGAAGGCCGGACCGAGGACAGGAGGAACAGACUGGGUUUAGGGAACCUACUGACUCCGGAGCCCCUACUGCUCGCUCCGCCCUGGAGGCCUCAGGAGGAGGCCGGGAAGAGGACAGAGCUCCGGGCCGCGGCCUCAUUCAGGCCUAAACGGGAAGAAGCCGCGGCGCCCAGCAAGCAGCCACCCAAGGCCUACAGAGAGGAGCGGUCCUUCCGGGCCUCUUCCCAGGGAAACCACUGCAAGAAAGCCGCCAGCCCCGCCCGUUCCCCCAACCUUGGAUAUGGUGGUCACCGGCAGGGCCGCCGCUCCCCCACCUACGGGACGUUUGACAGAACGGAUACGUCCUCAUCCCCGGCUCGCCGCCCGUACAGCCCGGGCACCAGGCGGAAUGCAAGGUCGCGUAGUAGAAGUCCCUACAAGCAACGGCGAUCUCGGUCUCGAAGCAGACACAGAGUCUCGAGGUCCAGAAGUAGGCAGUCCAGCAUCUCUCCUAGCACACUGACCCUGAAGAGUAGCCUAGCUGCAGAGUUAAACAAGAACAAAAAAGCUAGGGAAGCGGAAGCUGCCAGAGUCUUAGCAAAAGCUUCCAGCACCUCCACUCCUACAAAGGGACAUUCAGAGGCUGCCAGCAACACCCAACAAGCAAACCAUGCCAAGGAGCAGAAGAAAUCAAAAAUGGACUGUGCCCCUUCCCCUUCAGCAAAGAGUGAUAAAGCCACGGUCAAGUCAUUGAAUCAGACACCAUCUAUGGACAAUAACUUACCUGCAGACAAAACAGCCAAGUCAAGCGGAAGGGUGAAUAAGACAGAUACUGUUAAAGUGGAUGUACCGCCUCAAAAAGAGAAGAUCAAAGCAAAGAAGGCUGGAUCAAGUGGCAUUCAGAAAAUUAAAAGUUUUGUGUUGUCACCAACUACACUUUUAUCGCUACCUCUUCCCAGUCCUCUCUCCCAUGAUACAAGCAGUUUCAGAGGCUGUAUCCCAGGAAAGUCUGUCAAGAAGGAAAUGGAGAGAAAACUCUGGCACUUCCUAUCUGAUUUACCUCUCCCGCCAGUCUACAUUGGAAGUGGGGAUUUGUCUUGUAGCCCAGAAGGGAAGAAAACACCGUCAAAGAACAAACGGAGGCCUAAGAUCUGUGGCCCACGCUGUGGGGAAAUCCAUGAGAAUGAAAUUGACUGGGGCAAGCGUUGCGUGGACAAGUUUGAUAUAAUUGGAAUCAUUGGGGAGGGCACCUAUGGACAAGUCUACAAAGCCAGAGAUAAAGACACUGGAGAAAUGGUGGCAUUAAAGAAAGUGCGUUUGGACAAUGAGAAAGAGGGUUUCCCUAUCACAGCUAUUAGGGAAAUUAAGAUCCUUCGUCAGCUCACUCACCAGAGUAUUAUUAACAUGAAAGAAAUAGUGACAGACAAAGAAGAUGCUGUGGACUUCAAGAAAGAUAAAGGAGCAUUUUACUUGGUGUUUGAAUAUAUGGAUCAUGACUUGAUGGGUCUACUGGAAUCAGGGUUGGUGCACUUCAAUGAACUUCAUAUAAGGUCUUUCAUGAGGCAGCUUAUGGAAGGCUUGGACUACUGUCAUAAGAAGAACUUUUUGCACAGGGACAUUAAGUGCUCAAAUAUUCUACUAAAUAACAGGGGGCAGAUCAAGCUUGCUGAUUUUGGACUUGCAAGGCUGUACAGCUCAGAAGAAAGUCGGCCCUAUACCAAUAAAGUCAUUACAUUAUGGUAUCGACCUCCUGAGUUACUUCUUGGGGAGGAGCGCUACACACCAGCUAUAGACGUCUGGAGCUGUGGGUGUAUUCUUGGUGAGCUGUUUACAAAGAAACCGAUCUUCCAAGCAAAUCAAGAACUAGCACAACUUGAACUAAUAAGCCGCAUGUGUGGAUGUCCCUGCCCUGCUGUUUGGCCAGAUGUGAUUAAGUUACCCUAUUUCAACACCAUGAAACCAAAGAAGCAAUAUCGCCGAAAAAUCAGAGAAGAGUUUGCUUUCAUACCCACAGCAGCAUUAGAUCUAUUUGAUCACAUGUUAGCGCUGGAUCCUAGCAAGCGCUGCACUGCUGAACAAGCCCUGCAGUGCGAGUUCCUGCGAGAUGUGGACCCAUCCAAGAUGGCACCACCCGACCUUCCUCUUUGGCAAGACUGCCAUGAAUUAUGGAGUAAGAAACGUAGAAGGCAAAAACAAAUGGGGAUGAUUGAUGAUGCAACAGCACCAAAGGUACCAAGGAAAGAUUUAUCUGCAGGCCUGGAUGACAGCAGAAGUAAUACUCCCCAGGGCAUGCAGACCUCUUCUCAGAAGUCUCAGGGAUUUCCUGGUGUUGGAUUAGGUCACUUAAGCACUGGACAGCAGCUGAGUCAGAAUCAAAUGGCCAUUUUGCUGAAUUUACUGCAGUCUCAGACCAAUGUCAGCAUGACACAGUUUGCUCAAAAUCUGGAUAUCAAGGCGAACUCUGAGACUCCGCAACAACUAAAUAAUCUCAGUCUCCCUGCUGGUAUUUUACCAUCAACUGAUAAACCACCAGAGCCCAAGGAGGAGCCUGCUCUUCCAUCCGCAGCACUGGGCCUUGAGCCACCCUCCUUGCCAUCAUUAUCUUUACUUAAGGCUAAAGCGGAUGCAGCGCCAUCUUCUAUUCAGAACACUUUUGCAGGUUUAUUGUCUCAGUUGUUAAAAGAUCAGGAACCAAAGCAAAGCACUGAGUCAGCGCAAAUGACUCCUGAAGAGAAGAUGAAAGAGGAGAUACUGAAGCCUAAGCGACCUCCAAGCCCUGCACCAAUGGAUGAAAAUGACCCUGAGGACCACCAUGAUCCACACGUUAAAGACCUAUUACCUGAACAAAAACUCCCCUUCAUAUUGCCUCCGGAUCAAAGGCCUCCUGAACCACCAGAACCACCUCCAGUGUGUGAGGAAGACCUUGAUUACCGGAUAGAGAGGCAACAGAUACAAAGCACCAGCAUGUCUGCUUGUGACCCUCAUGUAGGAGUAAAAGCAUCCCUCUUACAGGUUAUUACUCCACACCAGCCUCAGGAAGAGGAUGCAGGUGAUACAGGAUACACUGGGGGGGCAUCAUUUGUGAAAGCACCGGACUGCACUGAAAAUUUUGGGCAAUCUUAUCUCCCAACCACGUAUUGUAGUGACAGGGCUAGUACUAUGUCUACUGGCGUUUUGGAGAGACGCCCUGAAAGUCAGCCCAUAGAUAACUACAGUGCUCCUUCAUCUCAAAUCGGUAAUCGUCUCCCAGCACAUUCUACUUUUCCAGAGCCCUUUUGUAAUUCUGCCACCACUUACAGGGACAGCUACCUCAACGCUAGUUCCAUGUUAUUCAGUGGGGACAAAGACCACAGAUUUCAAUAUAGUCCCAGCCCUACAGUUUUUCUGGGAAACCAUAAUCUCCCUGCGGGAUUGGACAGUCAUAUGAUGCCAACAAAAAUGCAUAACUUUAGCUACAGCACUAAUGUACCAGAGCACCCUGGUCUACCUGCUAUAAUGCACAGACCUCCAUGGGCCUCUCCUUACCAGGGACCUGCCUUUUCACAAGAACAUGGAGGACAUAUGGGCACGUAUGCCAGAGGUCGUGGGAGGGGUUUACCAUUCUAAAUCGUAUUUUCCCUCAGGCAAAUAUUUCUAUCCGAAGUGACUUUUCUUUUCAGCAAAGCUGCAUUUUACAGCAGCCAUAUAAUAGACUUGAGAAUGGAUUUAACAACAGCUUUAUUUUUAUGUAAAAAAAAAAAAAAGGUCUUGCAAUACAACAUUAAACUGAGUGAAGGGAGAUUGAUUCAUUCUGUUUGAGAGCUAAGUAACUACUUUACACUUUGACAAAUAAUAAUGAGAAAAAAAAUCUUUAUUUUGUACUUUGCCAUUUUUAAGUUGAAUAUUCAUUAUAAGGGCAUCAUCUGUAGGUUUUUCCCAUGGCACUUGCAAGAAUUGUGAAGAGUAUGGCACAUUUGUGCUUAUUUUUUUGUACAUUUGGACCAAUGUUUGGUAAUGGCAAGGCAGUGCAUUAAUUCCUUGGUAUUUCUUUAUUUGUAUAAAAACUACCUUUAGUCAAAGGUCACUGAUGGUUCUAUCACUGCUUUCCUUGUCAUUGUGGAACUUGUGCUCAUUUCAGACAAAAAAAACACAACCUUUUUCUUACCAUGCAAACGUUUGAUCAACUUUUUUUUUUCCUUAAGCAUAAAGAAAUAAAUGUUGAUUAAACCGCU
This is a messenger RNA of Pseudophryne corroboree (corroboree frog), 5966 nucleotides long. RefSeq names its product cyclin dependent kinase 13 (gene CDK13). NCBI's taxonomy places the organism in Eukaryota, Metazoa, Chordata, Amphibia, Anura, Myobatrachidae. Gene Ontology annotation, molecular function: ATP binding; cyclin binding; RNA polymerase II CTD heptapeptide repeat kinase activity. The record is from RefSeq and is a predicted model, not a curated record. Gene Ontology annotation, biological process: positive regulation of transcription elongation by RNA polymerase II; protein phosphorylation. Gene Ontology annotation, cellular component: cyclin/CDK positive transcription elongation factor complex; nucleus. Bases 1183 to 5361 code for a protein of 1392 amino acids. The transcript has 14 exons.